This is a messenger RNA of Nothobranchius furzeri (turquoise killifish), 3616 nucleotides long. RefSeq names its product Krueppel-like factor 9. Gene Ontology annotation, molecular function: RNA polymerase II cis-regulatory region sequence-specific DNA binding; DNA-binding transcription factor activity, RNA polymerase II-specific. The record is from RefSeq and is a predicted model, not a curated record. NCBI's taxonomy places the organism in Eukaryota, Metazoa, Chordata, Actinopteri, Cyprinodontiformes, Nothobranchiidae. Gene Ontology annotation, biological process: regulation of transcription by RNA polymerase II.
UCGUUCGCUCGGAGCUCAGACACAAUGAACCGUCAGACGGAGCGGGGCACGCGCGCUGGGCCUGUGGCAUUAGCACGCUUUUAGCUUCUUAUUGUUCGCAGAACUUGUUUUUAACCCACCGCUUUAUGUUUAUGGCGGCGCCGCCACGCAUCUGGAAGCGGGCUGUUCUCGGAGUUUGACGAGAACGAGGUCGGGACAGACCAACGUCACCGCCAGACCCUCCUUGCGAUAUUUUAGUGACUUUUGUUUUAACUGAAGACAAAACCGAGCAGAUAAUGUCGCUUCCGUCUGACUAUUUUGCUGCUGAGUGUCUGGUGUCCAUAUCCAGCGGUCCCGUCCUGCACAGACCCACCCCUGUGGCACCCAACAGUGAGCCGGCCGCGGUGGGCCCUCUUCCCGGGGACCCCGACGCCUCGAGCGAGGACAGGGAAGUGCAGGAGACACUGAGGCUGGAAGGGACGAACAUGACGACGGUGGCCGGUAUCCUCACUGACCUGCACAGCAAGUUCCGCCCCAUGUCGGCCUACUCUGAGAGCAGCAACUCCUCGUGUGGAGGGGAGAGCGGGUACACCACGUUGUCCGACCCCACCACCCCGACCAUGACCCCCUCCGCCACUCCCGUCCCCGGGCAGCAGCAGCAACACCAGCUCAGGGGGGCAUGGGGGGUCGGGUCGCCGAUGAAGCGACAUCAGUGCACUUUUGACGGAUGCGACAGAGUUUACGGGAAGUCAUCGCACCUGAAGGCGCACAUCCGGACCCACACAGGUGAGCGGCCCUUCCCGUGCACCUGGCCCAACUGUGAGAAGAAGUUUGCCCGCUCCGACGAGCUGGCUCGUCACACCCGCACCCACACAGGGGAGAAGCGCUUCCAGUGCCCGCUGUGCGACAAGCGCUUUAUGCGCAGCGACCACCUGAUCAAACACGCUCGGCGUCACCCGGACUUCCUGUCCUCCAUGUUGGUUCGCAACAGGGGCGUGUCUUCGGCCGCUAACCAAGCCAUGAGCAAGUAGUACCAAUGCUGAUGUCCGUCUGAAGACGACCGGUGACAGUCUGACCCAUCAUGUUGAUCUCAAACGCACCGGUAGUACCGCCUCUCACAGAUGAGUCAUGUGACCCCUGACCACCAGGGUUGUCUCCAACACAUUCCCUACCUACACAGCCUGGCUUAUAGAAAUGUUUCCUAGUCACAGCUAGGGUUGCAGGGAUGAACCGGUUUGACCGUUAGCCCCCCGUAAAGACGCCUCCAACACCUCCUCUAAAGUAUUCCCAAACAGGAGUCUCCAACCGCUUCCUAGGUGGAAGUGGAGCAGUCCCAGUGGUUGUUGCUGCUGCUCCUGCUGCGUGCGCGCGUUCAGUUUCACUUUUGCUUUUGUCCGUGCGGGUCGUGCUAUUGGCUCUUUGUUUUUUAUCGGCGGUGUUGGAGGCGUCUACGGGGGGUUAACCGGGUUAAUAGUCUAACCGGUUAUUCCCUGCAAUCCUAGUCCAAGCUCCCAGACCGGAACCUGCUCCGGAGCAUGGCCGCAGGCUGAUGUGGUGGAACUGGAUUCAUGAAAGGACAGAAAGUAAACGGAUGAUUGACAGAAUGGAUUCAAGAAGUCUGAGAGAAGCAUUUUCAAAGAUGUUUGUGGUGAAUUGUAGAAGUCCCUGCCAUGAGAUGGUUGUUAAACCAUUAAUGACCCGAACAAACACACAGGUCACACCUGUCGCUGAUUCCUGUUUAAACCAAACCUCCAGUCACUAAAUAACUCAGGUUAUCUCGGACCAGAACCCAAACGCUGGUCUGAGGUGGAAGCGCUUCUACACGUGUCAGGGAUUCGUCAUCAGCCAAAACUCCACAGGCUCCAUGUGGUUCAAGUCAAAUGUGAGUGAGCAAGAGCUCCACCUGCUGGUGUCGUUGCUGUUCUAGUCUACAGGAAACGCUCCUGCGUCGGUUCCUUCUGGACCAUUCCUGACCGGAUUCCUCUUCAGGUCCUGUACGCGUCGGGCCAGGAAGUGGGACAGAGUCGUAACCGUAGCAGAACAGUUUACACUACAUUCAUCCAUCAAACACACACACACACACACACACACACACACAUGCAGCAGCAUUAUGUUUAAUAUGGAUGCAUGUGUAAAUGAGCUUUAAGCUUGAGCAGCAGAAAUGAUCCAUGUGAUGAAGUAUGUUAGAGGGUGUGUGUGUGUGUGUGUGUGUGUGUGUGUGUGUGUGUGUGUGUGUGUGUGUGUGUGUGUGUGUGUGUGUGUGUGUGAUGUUUCUUAAAGGGGAUUUGAUGCCAGAUUUUGUUUUAUUUGUGACCUUCAAAGUAAAAGCCUCCUGGGACCAGAGCUUUGAAGGCCAGGUGUGUCCAUAACGACAGGUAAAUGAAUCCUCACAGUAGCACCGGAGCAAUCCCAACCAGACUUCCAACUGAAAUUCCUGCGGGAGUAUUUCUGUUACGUUUGAGGAAUUGUUCCAUGGCAACGAUCAGGAGUUUCAGACUCAAGCCGGAAAACCAGUGAGAAUUCCUUGGAAUGUGCUUGGCUCUGAUUUGUUUUUAGUGAUUCCCACAUUCGUUCCUUUAUCCCGGACAACUGAAAGCCUUAAACAUUGUGAGCGUGUUUACAGUCGGAUGGACCGCUGCGUCGGUAGAGCCUCCCUCGUGGAACCCCUGCAACAUGGCACUUUUAGUGUGAAAGGUGUUUCCUGUCACGAGGGGCUUGCACUGUCACUGUUUUUACAAGCAACACUGUGGAACUUUGUUCACGUCUAGAACUGAGAGUUUAAUAACAAACCAAGUCUUCUCCAUCGGCUUUAAAAAGCGUGAUAGAAACAUGGAGGAGUUGCUUUUAUUUGGUUAGUUUUGCGUGGAUCUCCAUCUUUAGUUGUGGAUUAUUAUUAUUAUUAUUAUUAUUAUUAUUAGAUGGGACGUUUUAUCGUCAGUUGCCUUUCUGAUACAAGUCGGCUGUUCUGUUCUUCACCUGCAACUGUUGUCUCCGCUCUGGCGUCGCGGUGCUUUGGUUGCUGCUGGCAGUAACCUCCAACACAGCGGCGGCCCACCUGAGGAACAAAUGCUGUUUGCCGCAGACUCCCCAGAACUUACCUCGCCACGUCCUGGUUUUCAGUCUGCUCAGAUUCCACCCGCCCUUCUUCACCCCCCCACACACUCCCUAUGCAAUACACGGGUCUGACCCGCCAGCUGGGCUCUGUGGUGUCCCAGCUUUCUGCCUAAAUGAUGGUUUCUGUUAACCACACUAGUUCAGAUCUAUGCCCGUUGAACAAGAGUGUGGAUUCUUUUGUAUAAUGUCAUUUUAGGAUCUAUUAUUAAAGCUUUAGUUGAUUUGAGGAACUAAAUAAUUGCUGUGUAACAUUUAUAUUCUCAGGUGCCAUUGGAGUUUGAGUCAGCAUCCAAACAUAAACAUGUUCUUAUUUCUUGUCUUUUUGCUGAUUCAGUUAUUACAUAUCAAUGACCAAUCAUUCCUGUGGCGUUCUUCUUCUCUUCAUAUGUGGAGCAGUACUGAUAUCCCAUGUUUUCAGGGUUUGCUUACACUGCUUUCUUCCUUUGUGAAAUAAAAGUAUUGUUUCUGUGCUUUUGUUAUUCUAUCAGUAGGAAUAAAACACGACCUUCCGUCACACAUUUUA